Molecule: messenger RNA, 297 nt
Organism: Symbiodinium sp. CCMP2456
Lineage: Eukaryota; Dinophyceae; Suessiales; Symbiodiniaceae
Source: the annotation of a GenBank genome assembly
AUGAACAAUCAGUUGGCUACGCAUUUUCGGACGUACUUCCAGAUGGAUGCAGGUGAUGCCAGCGCCCUGGCGGGUGCUUUCGGCUUGAUGAACCUCUUCGCAAGCAUCAGCAGCGAUAUUUGCUUCAAGUACUUCGGCUUCCGCGGCCGCAUUUGGGCUCAGUUCCUGGCACUCUUCUUCGAAGCGAUCUUCCUGUUCAGCUUCGGAAAGGUGGACAAUUCGCAGCCUUGGUACGUGGCCUUGGCAGUCUUGGUUUGCUUCUCGCUCUUUGUGCAAAUGGCUGAGGCAUUCUUGUAA